Fomitiporia mediterranea MF3/22 is the source of this 717-nucleotide messenger RNA. RefSeq lists its product as uncharacterized. The transcript has 2 exons. Gene Ontology annotation, biological process: ribosomal large subunit assembly; cytoplasmic translation. Gene Ontology annotation, molecular function: structural constituent of ribosome; RNA binding. Gene Ontology annotation, cellular component: ribosome; cytosolic large ribosomal subunit. The record is from RefSeq and is a predicted model, not a curated record. Lineage: Eukaryota; Fungi; Basidiomycota; Agaricomycetes; Hymenochaetales; Hymenochaetaceae. The coding region runs from base 1 to 717 and encodes 238 amino acids.
AUGGCUCGCAGCAAGGAAUUAGUCGGAGGCAUUGGCCGUCUCUCCCGCUCACAAGUAAAAGCGAAGCGCGGCCUUUUCAAGGGCGUCAAGAAAUCUUCCAAACCCGCUGCGCCCGAAACUCCUGCCUACACUGAGAAGCAGAUUGGCGGCGCGAAGAACGGCGGCAAGCGACUCGUCCCCACUAACAAGGCCUCGCGUUUCUACCCGGCUGAGGAUGUUCGCAAGCCGAAGAAGAGCCGCAAGGCGUUGAAGCUCACGAAGUUGCGGUCGACUAUCUCUCCUGGAACGGUUCUUAUCCUCCUCGCUGGUCGCUUUGCCGGAAAGAGGGUGGUUUUCCUCAAGCAGCUCGAGAGUGGAUUGCUCCUCGUUACUGGCCCUUACAAAAUCAAUGGUGUUCCCCUGCGAAGGGUCAACCAGUCGUAUGUCAUCGCGACGCAGACCAAAAUUGAUCUCGGCGACUUCAAGGUUGACGAGCAAGUGAACGACGCCUACUUCGCUAAGACGAAAGCAAAGGGACGCAAAUCGGCUGAGGAGGAAUUCUUCGCAGACGGCAAGCCGAAGGAGAAAGAAGCUCUGCCUGAAAACAAAUUAUCCAUGCAAAAGCAGGUGGACUCCGCUGUCAUUUCCGCGAUCAAAAAGGUGGAACUCCUUCCCAAAUACAUCAAGUCAUCCUUUGGCCUUUCGAAUGGUCAGUUCGCCCAUCAACUGAAGUUUUGA